AUGGCAUCAUUUUAUGAAAGGCAUAAGAGUUUAUUCAACACUCUCAAAGAAGCAGAAGAUCAAUAUAGUUUCUCUAAAACUAACAAAGCCAACGAUACUCCUGAUUAUGGCGUUAUUGACAAACAACGGUAUAGAAAAUUAAAACGAGAAAUGAAACAGUUUAGAGGCAAAGAAAGCAUUUACAAACGCUCUGAAGCAAGUUUAAGGGAAUGCUUACGACCCAAGACUGUACCAGAUUUUUUGAAAAAUCCACAGAAGUGGUCUUACUAUUCAUUAUGUGAUGUUACUCCAGACCAAAUGUCGGAUUCAACCAACGCAGCAACUGCUCUUGCUUUUAUUCAGGAAAUGGAAGAACGUAACAACACUUACUCGAUAGUGACUGAUGAAACUGGUGCAGUAUUUAAAAAACCAACCUUUCAAAUGUCCAAAACUAUUAAACCACAAGAAGUGGAGGAAAAGAAUAUUGUGUUCAAAAAUAAUAAGAUUAUCAUGCCUGAAUAUGUUGUUGGUGUCAAAAAACCUAUCAGAAGUCCAAAGCCAAUUAAAACUAAAAUUCAGAAAGGUGAAAACACUAAAAAGGUUGAACUAAAAUUAAAUCAUCUUUAUGAUGACGAUAUUGCUGAUGAAUGA
Molecule: messenger RNA, 630 nt
Organism: Leptosia nina
Lineage: Eukaryota; Metazoa; Arthropoda; Insecta; Lepidoptera; Pieridae
Source: the annotation of a GenBank genome assembly